Molecule: messenger RNA, 1835 nt
Organism: Mirounga angustirostris (Northern elephant seal)
Lineage: Eukaryota; Metazoa; Chordata; Mammalia; Carnivora; Phocidae
Gene: PLSCR1
Product: phospholipid scramblase 1
Exons: 9
Coding region: 303-1310 (335 amino acids)
Biological process (GO): plasma membrane phospholipid scrambling
Cellular component (GO): plasma membrane
Molecular function (GO): phospholipid scramblase activity
Source: RefSeq, a predicted model, not a curated record
CACGUUAAUGACUUUCAAGUUCUAGCUGGCGUCGACCUCCCCGUUCACCGUUGCCCUUCGCCACAGAACUGUCUUUGAAGUCCCGCUGGGAGCAAGAAAGGGGGGCAAGGGCGGCAUUUCCGCCGCAGCCGGGCGCCCGCAGCAGUCGCGCCCUCCAGCAGGGACGCAGGCGCUCGGCGGCCACAAGCGGCCACCGGGAAGCGAAACCCGGAGAGUUUCGCGGUGCCGAGGUCGUUCGGAGGUUCCCGGUCCUCGCCUCGAGGCCGCAUCCGCACCGCGGCAGCCACAGAGCUCUUUAAAUCAUGGAAAAACAAAAUGGACAAAUGAAUGCUCCUCAUCCAGGAACAAAUUUACCGCCUGGACAUCUCCCUGUAUAUCCUUCAGCAGCAUUCCAAGGACCUCCAGAACAUACUGACUACCCUGGCCCCCAGGUUGGCUAUCCUGGCCCUCAGGCUGGCUAUCUUGGCCCUCAGGCUGGCUACCCUGGCCCUCAGGCUGGCUAUCCUGGCCCUCAGGCUGGCUACUCAAUUCCACCAGCUGGUUAUUCAGGUGCUGGCCCAGUAGGCUUUCCUGUCCAACACCAGCCAGGGUAUAAUCUGCCAGGUGGACCUGCAGGGGUACCAUGCAUGCCAGCACCACCACCUCCAUUAGACUGUCCACCUGGAUUGGAAUAUUUAAGUCAGAUAGAUCAGAUACUGAUUCAUCAGCAAAUUGAGCUUCUGGAAGUCUUAACAGGUUUUGAAACUAAUAACAGAUAUGAAAUUAAGAACAGCUUUGGACAGAGGAUUUACUUUGCAGCAGAGGAUACGGAUUUCUGUACCCGAAAUUGCUGUGGGGCUUCUAGGCCUUUUACCAUGAGGAUUCUUGAUAAUAUGGGCCAAGAAGUUAUAACUCUGGAGAGACCACUAAAGUGUGACAGCUGUUGUUUCCCUUGCUGCCUUCAGGAGAUAGCAAUCUAUGCUCCUCCUGGUGUACCUAUAGGUUAUGUUAUUCAGAUCUGGCAUCCAUGCAUGCCAAGGUUUACAAUUCAAAAUGAGAGGAGAGAGGAUGUACUAAAAAUUAUUGCUCCAUGUCUUCUAUGCAGCUGUUGUGCAGAUGUUGAUUUUGAGAUUAAAUCUCUUGAUGAAGAAAAUGUGGUUGGAAAGAUUUCCAAGCAGUGGACUGGUUUCAUGAGAGAAGCAUUUACAGAUGCUGAUAACUUUGGCAUCCAGUUCCCUUUAGACCUUGAUGUGAAAAUGAAAGCUGUGAUGCUCGGUGCAUGUUUCCUCAUUGACUUCAUGUUUUUUGAAAAGGGUGGAGACGGAAAAUAAAAGGAGUGUGGUAGUGGAUUAAUGAAAGUCUCCUCAGAAAGUUUGAAGUCUGUGUAUUGAUUAGGACUAUGUAAAAGAAAAGCUCACUGUUUUUUUUUUCUUUAUUGAAAUGACUUAUAGCAUAUGUGAAUUAUAUGUGAAAAUGACUUUUCAAAUUAUGAGUUUAUUUUCUAUAUCACUUACUUAAAAAACGUUUUUAUGCAUUUCUUUUAUGUCAUACAUCUUCUUUUUCUUUAUGUAUUUUGGAGAAAGGACAUGGGAAUUUUUACAUUCAAUCAUGAAACUUCCCAUGGUAAAUUGUUUUGAACUGUAAUCUCUUUUAUUUUCAAUUUUUAGAGAAAAUUAUUUAAAGCCUUAUCAAAGUAAUUUUAAUAUAAAAAGUUACAUUUUAUUAAAUAUAGUUCCAAUUUACUUCACAUGUGUAACAACUGUUACUUUGCAAAUACCAUAUAUUCACAUAAGUUAAAAAUCAAUAUAAUUUCAGUUUCCUUUACAAUGUCAAAAUAAUACUUAAUAUUCAUAUUA